Pimephales promelas (fathead minnow) is the source of this 3008-nucleotide messenger RNA. The record is from RefSeq and is a predicted model, not a curated record. Lineage: Eukaryota; Metazoa; Chordata; Actinopteri; Cypriniformes; Leuciscidae.
UGGAUGAAACUCUCUCUCCUCUUGGACUGUGGACUUUACCUCUCAAGAAUCUAAUAAAGAAAAUGCUUUAAGAUUUAAGAGAUAACUACCAAUAUCUGUAGAAAAGAAAAUUAAACUCUUUUGUCUCUAUCAGGCUGUUAUUGGAAAUUAUGUCUCAACAAAAGCAGAAUUUGCUGUGGCUGAUGAUCAUCUGUUGUGGAUUAAGCCAGAUAAGCUUCUCCAAAAAAGUAAUAGUUGGCAACACUUUAAAAGAUAAGUGUUUCAAAAAACCAGAUAUUCAACAAGCAUGUAGUCCAUUAGAUUGUCAUGGAGAUGUAAAGUUUUGCACAAUGAAUGUCCAAAUAAACAAAUCUUCUCAAGGAAAGUGCAAAGACAAGGAAGAAGCACACAGUUUGAUCAUAAAAAAUUAUGGAGAGAAAUAUGAAGUAAGAACUAAUGAGUCGUGUAAAGACACAGAACUGUGGUUUUUGCCAAAUGAAGGGAACUGUUCGCUACCACAAAAUACAAAUCAAGGAAACACUCACACACCUGUAACUAGCAACUGUAACAUCCUCUUCUACACACACAUCUGCACCAAACAAGGAAACCCAAUCACAGGUUGUCCGAGAAUCCCUUCUGUUGAUCUUAAGGAGACAUGUAAAAAAGCGACAUAUGACAAUGAUACAUGCAGAGACAAUGAAGGAAGCAAAUACAUUCUGCGUUCACACAGUAAUGUAUGGACGUGUGUGAAAUGCAAUCAGGCACCUAAAUGUAGCUCAGCGAACAAGACUGCCUGUGUCAAACCAACCGAGACAAAGUACAAUCUGACUUCAGAUGGUCUAAAAAACAAGGAUGGAUCUAUUAAUCCCUCAAAUGCAUCAGUUGCCUUGGACAAUCUAAAGUCCCUGGCGGAUCAGAUGAAAAAAGACAAUAAAAGCAGUGCGGCGAUUGUGAUGGGGGAUGUUGAUGGUAUCCUCCAAAUUCAAGAUGAGAACACAGAAACUGAAGACGCAUGCUUCUCUACAGAUCAGAAAACGAUGGAUAUUGUUGACUGUGAAAGUGACCUGGACUUUCCCUGGUCUGUAACGAUUCCCAGCGAGGCCUUUGAUAAAUCAAAACAGGAAUUUAAUGGCAGUGCAUUUGUUGGAGUUUUAAGGUUCAAAAACAUGGAAAAUAUGAAUGAAACUAAAAAUUACAUUGUUUUGAACAACGAGGUUUAUGGGAUAAUAAUGAGCACCGAAAUCUCCAACCUUACAGACAAUAUAGAAAUGGUCUUUACGCAGAAAGAUCUGGUCGGUGAGGCGUCCUGCAGUUCUUGGGAUGGCAAAGGAAAUCUUACAUGGACGACGUCCGGCUGUGAGACAGAAAAAAUAGACAAUAACACCAUACAGUGCUCGUGUUCACAUCUGACGUUCUUUGCAGUGCUGAUGUCUCCUCCAGAUGUAAAUCAAAACAUCACAGCUCCGUAUGUGGAAUCAUUGAGCUUCAUCACUUCUAUCGGCUGUGGCAUCUCCAUGUUUUUCCUGUCCGUCGCUCUGUUCAUGCAUUUCCUAUUACGGAAAGCCAAAUCAAACCAGGCCACAAAGAUCUUGAUAAACAUGUUUGUGGCUUUGUUUCUCCUGAAUCUAUCCUUUUUGUCAAACGAGAGCGUGGCCAACACAGAAGACAAGGCUGCAUGUGUCUUCAUAGCGCUGCUCAUGCAUUACUCAAUGCUGGCUACAUUCACCUGGUUCUUCAUUCAAGCUCUUCAUAUGUACUUAUGGCUCAUCAGACAGAACAUCACCAUCACAAACUACAUGACGAAGGUCACCGUGCUCGGCUGGAUAUUUCCGGCUCCAAUGGUCAUAGCUGUUGUUUCAAUAGGAGGAUAUAGUACACGGAUCAUAAACGCAACAUCUGGAAAAACAUUCCGAAUGUGCUGGAUUACAGAUCUUUUAAUUCACUACGUAGUGAACAUUGGCUACUACAUCUUAGUCUUCAUCUUCACGACAGGAAUCUUCAUCACUAUCGUUACCAGAGUUGUCCAAUCCCGACGCAUAAGAGCGACUGAUGGCAAGAGAAGCACGUUCAGAAAGCAGCUGAUGAUGGUGUUGAGUUUGUUCCUGCUCUUCGGCCUGACGUGGGCUGUGGCGUUCUUCAGUUAUGGACCGAUGCUCAUCCCCUCAUACUACAUCUUCACCGUGUUGAACUCGUUUCAGGGGUUUUUCCUCUUCCUGUAUUACUACCACAUUCACAAAGACAUAGAAGGUAAUUUCUCUGAUGAUCCAGAAAGGUCGAACUCCACCACAACUAUCGUUCAAUCCAGAACUAAUUAAUACAGAAGCCCAUGUUGUCUCUUGGACAGCUGAUAGUUCAAAAGUAAAAGGUCAGCAUACUAGUCAUGUUUAAUAAUAAUCUGUGUCUAAUACGUAUGUUGUACGGUGAGGGGAUUCAACAACUCAUAAUGGGAUCAUAAGUGGGAUCAUUAGCUUUUUAAGACAUUUGCUAUUUUACAAGUUGCAUUUUUUCUCGUAUUGUAAAUUCAGGGUAACUGUAACACUAGUUAUGAAAAUGUAUCGUUUGCCUGACUUUUGAAUGUUUCAAUUGUGCAAUGAUUAUUAUUUUAUUCAUUUUUUUAUGUAGUUGUAAAAAUGUUAGGUAAAAAGGACUUUGUUUCAAAUAAUUGUAAUGCAGGUUUCAUCUAGACAUUUGCUUUAAGCCAUAUUUCUGAAAAAAUUAUAUUGUUUCUUUUAUACAGUGCAUUAACAUUAUAAUAUUUUAUCUUGCCUCCAUAACGGCAUGAAUUUGUGCAUUAUAUUCAAUAUUUUUGAUUUAGUUUUAUAAAUAAAUCAGUAGUAGGCAACUAUAUGCUUAUUGCAGGUUUGUUUUCAGUAAUUAUGUAUUUUAAACGCAUGUAUGAUAGUGAUAUAAGUUUGUGUAACACUAGAGGGCGCUGUGAGAUUGUGCAGUGUAACUCAUAGUGUCUGAGGUUGGAGUUGAAGAUGUUAAUGAGAUCAUCUAUAAUCGACUCACUGUGACAUGUAUUUGCA